This is a messenger RNA of Mangifera indica (mango), 757 nucleotides long. RefSeq lists its product as uncharacterized. The transcript is spliced from 2 exons. NCBI's taxonomy places the organism in Eukaryota, Viridiplantae, Streptophyta, Magnoliopsida, Sapindales, Anacardiaceae. The record is from RefSeq and is a predicted model, not a curated record. The coding region runs from base 178 to 498 and encodes 106 amino acids.
UGGGAGAAGAUCCAGGUAAAGGUGAGCCACGGGCCUAAAACCAAUUGAGUUUGAACGAUGAUGCUCCCUUCGCUACUUUUCUGCCAGUUCAUCGUUCAAUUCCCUCCUGUCCGAAAUCUCCAUUGAUAUACGAGUCGUAAAGCGGCUCUGGAGAGAGAAACAAAAGCCGAGGAAGCAAUGAUAACGCGAUCGAAUCUGGCAGAGCAGUUGAGAGAAUAUCAGAAUCGAUCCAAGCACCAUUGGGCUUCCGUAUCAUUCUUCUCUUCCACUUCUAAUCUCCCUUCUUCGAGGGUUGAUGUUGCGAUCUUUGUAAUAUGGGAACUUACCAUUCUUGCUUUCCUGGUCUUUUCAGCAGUUUCUUUAUAUUUUAGGCAUUUGCAGCUUGCUUUUAUCUUAGUAUGCAUCACAUUGCUAUUGCUUUUUUGCAUGAAAAUUACAAAACAAGUGAGAUUGGCUAGGAAAAAGAAACGAAGGAUGCUACUUCCAUUGUCUAUGUAAAACCACAAGUUAAAAACAUUUUUAAGCAAUCCAACGUUGUUCUUCGUGUAAAUCGUGAGAAUUGUUGGCUGUUGCAUUUGGUUUGACCUCUUUUUGGUUUAUUGGUGUGUAGUUGCACCUAGAGCAAGUUGAUUAAAGAAUAUGAUUGAUGUGAUUUUUCUAACAAUUACUGAUGAAAUGAAAGUGGUGUCUUAUUACCUCUGAAGAGGCGAAGUUGCAAUGUUUCAACAUGCAAUUGAAUGAGCACCAGGUUGUUCAA